AUUGAGAUGUAGGACAGAGUGUGGAUGCUCCAACUUGUACCCAUACCAUGGCGUGUCUACUCGCGCCACUUCGUCCCACCUCGCCCUCACUCUCAAUCCCUCGAACCAGAUUUGGGGCCAAACCUCCGUCCAACGCGGCCCCCGCCCCGAGUCGACUUAUUCACAACUCGAUGAGCCAACCCGCAGCCGAAGGCAAUCCGGACGUCCCAAAGUCCGACACCACGGACGUCCUGGUUCAGUACGUCGUGCUCCGGCGAGACCUAAUCGACACGUGGCCGAUGGGCAGCGUGGUCACACAGGGCUGCCAUGCUUCCGCGUCCGCCAUUUGGUCCCACAAAGACGACCCCGUCACCCUCCAGUACUGUGGCCCGGAAAACAUCGAUUCUAUGCAUAAGGUUACUCUUGAGGUGAAGGGUGAACCCCAGAUAUUGAAUUUGUCAGAGAAGCUGAAAGCAGGUGGCAUAGCGCACAAGCUGUGGAUUGAGCAACCCGAAAACUUCCCAACCUGUCUCGCCACAAAGCCCUACCCCAAAUCCGCGGUAUCGGCGUAUUUUAAAAAGUUGAAACUCUGCAAGUGAAGUUACUGUCAUCCUCAUUAGUCCACAGCCAUGAAUUGUGUACGAGUUUCAAGGUUAACUUGUUCGUUUAUGAAUAGGUUCAUAGGAUUUUUUUUCAGUUGUUCUUUCAGUUUAUGUUGAAUGUGUUAGAACACAGUUGGAGAAAUAGCAAUCCUAAUUGGUUAAGAAGUAAAAUCCGGAAGGCGGUUCGAUUCA
This is a messenger RNA of Malus domestica (apple), 773 nucleotides long. NCBI's taxonomy places the organism in Eukaryota, Viridiplantae, Streptophyta, Magnoliopsida, Rosales, Rosaceae. The record is from RefSeq and is a predicted model, not a curated record.